AGUGGUAUCAGAGCAUGGUUCAUAGAUACUUGUACAAACUUCACGGGCUUAAAGACUACUCGAGACGCAAAGCUCGGACCAUCCGGUAAAGUAUGUGCAUUAUUUUCUUUAUGUGUUUUACUUGCUUUAUUUAUUAGUUAUAAAUUAAUAUAUAGAAUAAUGGUGAGACGUGUAACCCGAGGAAAACCGAGCACUCCUUCGGAUGCACCACAAGACCACAAUCAAACUAUCGAUAAUCUCUCUAACUUAAUCCGUGAACAAGCCCAAAACCACCAACGUCAAAUCGAACAACUCCUCCAACGUAACCAAACCCCGCCCCAAAAUAACGCGCCUCAAGCUAUAUACGAACGAUUCCUCCGAAUGAACCCAUCCGAAUUCCACGGUGGAACCGACCCCACCAUAGCCGAAGAGUGGAUCAAAUCUCUCGAAGUCAUAUACGACUACAUGCAAAUGACCGACCGCGACCGCGUACAUUGUGCCAUAUUCCUCCUCCGAAACGAAGCUCGUCACUGGUGGGAAGGAAUCAAGGAAGGAACGAACCUCGAGACUCUGCCAUGGACCGAUUUCAAAGUCCAAUUCUUCGAAAAAUAUUUCUCGAAAGACGUGUGAGCCCACAAACUCAAAGAAUUCCU
Messenger RNA from Erythranthe guttata (spotted monkey flower), 632 nucleotides. The record is from RefSeq and is a predicted model, not a curated record. Lineage: Eukaryota; Viridiplantae; Streptophyta; Magnoliopsida; Lamiales; Phrymaceae.